AUUGGAAGGUGAAGUCUUAACCACUGGACAGCCAGGGAAGUCCCUAUGGGAAGGAUUUUAAAAAUUAUAACGAGAAAUUAAAAAUGGUUUAAAACUCACAAAGUGUGCUUGUGAAUUUGGGGUGGUUCUUGCUGCACGUGCCCCUUCUCCAGUCUCAGGUAGGGUGUCGGAGACGUCAGUGUCUCCUAUCAGGGCAGCUGCAGCCUCUCUUCCUUGUUUUCUCUGCUUGGAGCCCAAGACUGGGCAAGUGGGCAGAAGGGAUCAAAUUAGGUAAAGUGUGAAAGUGUUUAGCAAACUGUUAACUACUAGACAUGCUGCGGGGCGUUGUUAUGAUGGCUCAGAGGGCAGAGCUGGGAAAACUGACCAGCUGGGAAGAACAUGGGCUUGCACCUCUUUUUAAGUCUCAAGAGUUCUCCUACCCCGCAUGGAGACUCUUUCCAUCCUGAGAAAGGGCGGAGUCGCCUCCAACAGGCUUGGGGCUGGGUGGUUGCUCAAAUGUUGGGGAAUUUGGUAUUGUACUUCUGUUAAUAGUGGUACCUUCCUGUGCCAAAGCACAUUGCUCUGGAUUGGGGCUAAUUUUCGCGGUGAUGGAAUGAGGAAAUAACGUUCUUAACUUAGUGUGUACUGGGACUGCCUAUUCUCUGGAUUUUUUCCUUCUCCUGUAAGUUCUGAACCCCAGAGAACAGGGUCCCCUCGUGUUCCCUCAAGCCUGUCGUGAGCACCCAGGACCAGUGUGUGUCCUCUCCCUUGGACUCCGGCAGGGGGCAGUCUUUUAAGAGCAGUAAUUCAGGUGUUCAGGGAGUGAGGGUAUGCUGAGGCUUGAGAAGGAGAAGGGGGCGGGGUGUGGAUAGAUGUGGCAGACAGAUGCUGAGAGGUGGGGGCUAAGCACAACAUCCUUAGGUCAAGUAGCCGGGGAGGGAUGCGGUCUCCGUCCGCUGCCUGCCACCUCCUCCUCUUUCCUUCACUGGAAGGGGAUCCAAAUGCGGGGCUUUCAAAGUUUGUGAUAGACUCAGGACAAUUUUGUUUAAUCUAUUCUUUUCCCGAGGAUUUCCCUCCUGGCAGGAUUGCAGGUUUCUCUCAUGGGACAGUGUAAUUAGGGAAUGAUUUCCUUGCUCUUCAGAGGCAGGAAUGAGCUGGAGUAAAUUUGGUUUCUCUUGUCUUACAUUCUUCCCCAUAAACAGACAAUAGGUAUGGUUACCUUCUGCCUGCGGCACACAGGGGGGUUUCUUAACUGUGCCCCUGUUGGUAAUCCGGGCCCAGACAGCUCUUUGCAGUGAGGGCCGUCCUGGGCAGCGUAGGAUGUUGAGCAGCAACCCUGGCCUCUGCUCACUGGACGCCAGUAGCAUUUCCCAGUCACACCGACCACAAAUGUCCCCCGACAUUGCCGCAUGUGUCCUGGGGAGCAGAGUUGCCCCCAGCUGAGAAGCGGUGGCUUUGACGAAGGGCGUGGGAAAGAUGCACGCCUGUUUGGAGCUAGAAACGGUGGGGCGCGUGUGUGCUGCCCACAGUCGGAGGGCCAGGCAGCCACCGGCUUCUGGGAGCCAGGCCUCCCCUGGCUGGGCCCGCCUGGACGCUUGACCUUUCUCACCGGCCGCUCCUCCACUUCCUCUCGCCUGAUUGCCUGUCUCUGUCGCCUCCGCAGUUUCCCUGCUUCUCACACCGGGAGCCAGCACUUUUUCUCAGUUCGCUCCUUGCAACCAGGACAGAAGGGCGACGGCUGAAGUGGGAAGCGCCCGGCGGCCAGCCGCCUUUGCCACUCCCUGGAGGGGUGGGAGGAGUUGUGGAGUCUUGGAGUCGAUGGGAACUGUGGAGGUGCUCCGGUCCCGCCUCCGCCCCAGCCAGUGAGGGAAGCCCUUACACGGCUCCCUGAGACCCUGCCCUCCCCCCAUCUGCUUGGCACCACCAGGGAUGUGCCGCCUCCUGAGAGCCGCCUCCGCUGUUCCUUAGAGGGACGGGUCGCUGCCACCACCACAACCGCUUCUGUCAGCCUCAGUAACUCUGACCUUAUUCCUGCUUUGUGGUGAGGGAGCCUUCUUCCUAGCUUGUAUCACGGUAACGUCGUUCCCUCUUUGGCUCUCUGUCCUUAAGAUCGGGCUCUUCCAAUCCCAGGGACCGGGCCUCGGUGUUGACUCCGGUCUGGUGAGUGAGCCCUGGGCACGCUGGCUGGAGUGGCCGGCCACAGCCUUCAGCGCGCCCCACCUCAGGCUCUGGAAUAGCCCCCGCUCCCCUUGUACUGGGUCUCUCCCCAAACUGAGUCUCUGGAUUCUAGCUGCCAAGUGGCCAGACCUGAGUGUUCUCAGGGGAGAGGUAAUUUUGCUCCCAGACAAACUUCUCACCCUCUUAAUAACUGGCCUUUUCUCUCUCUAGAACAUUUGGGACUCCAGUGGGUUUUUUGCUUGUGUGUGUGUGUGUUUUAUCUUUGUCCUAAACAUCCACGUGUACCUCAGGCACCCCUUCACUGAAUGCUGGGCCACUUGGCGAGAGUGCUGAGCUGUCGGGAGGUGCCUGGUGUUCCCUGCCACACCCCCAGCACCUCCGCCUGGCUUGGCCGAGUGAACUGGCUGCUCGAGAGGCCUGAUGAGUGGAGGGCAGCGAUGAGGAGGAGCAGGGCCUGGGCUGCCCUGUGCUCCAUAACCAGCGGCCUCCAGGCAGCUGUGGGCCUUCUCGUUAUGCAGGACGGAGGAGGGCUGGAGGCAGGGAGGUCUGUCUCACCUUUAAUUUAACCCCACUUUCUUCUCUUCGCCCCUCAAUAAGGAUCUUUCCCAGAUGUGAAGGUCCCUCCCUGGGCACUGCUGUGGUCAGACCAACAUCCAGUUGCCUGGGGACCCUGGUUCACUCCAGCACAGGCCCUUGCCUGGAGAGAGCCCGGCCCCUGCCCUGCCUGCUUCCCUGGGCAAGGCUGCCAGGUGUUUGGAGAGUGAACACCCGGUACCCCCUCCCCUGCUCAUCCCCUCGACCUCUAGGACACGCCCAGCUCCACAAUGGCAGCAGAGACCCUCAACUUUGGGCCUGAGUGGCUGAGGGCCCUUUCCAGUGGUGGCAGUGUGGCCUCCCCACCCCCAUCCCCCGCCAUGCCCAAAUACAAGCUGGCCGACUAUCGCUACGGGCGAGAGGAGAUGCUGGCCCUCUAUGUCAAGGAGAGCAAGGUCCCCGAUGAGCUGCAAGACAAGGAGUUUGCUGCGGUGCUGCAGGAGGAGCCACUGCAGCCCCUGGCGCUGGAGCCUCUGACUGAGGAGGAGCAGAGAAACUUCUCCCUGUCAGUGAACAGUGUGGCUGUGCUGAGGCUGAUGGGGAAAGGGGCUGGUCCCCCCCUAGGUGGCGCCUCCCGUGGCAGGGGCAGCACGCGGAGCCGAGGCCGCGGCCGCGGUGACAGUUGCUUUUACCAAAGAAGCAUUGAAGAAGGCGAUGGGGCCUUUGGCCGAAACCCCCGGGAGAUCCAGCGUAGCCAGAGUUGGGAUGACAGAAGCGAGAGGCGGUUUGAGAAGUCGGCCAGGAGGGAUGGAGCGCGAUCCGGGUUUGAUGAGGGAGGGGCUGGCCCGAGGAAGGAGCAUGCCCGCUCAGAUAGCGAGAACUGGCGUUCUCUCCGGGAGGAACAAGAGGAAGAGGAGGAGGGCAGCUGGAGACUUGGGGCAGGACCCCGGCGAGAUGGCGACCGCUGGCGCUCUGCCAGCCCUGAUGGCGGCCCCCGCUCUGCUGGCUGGCGGGAACAUGGGGACCGGCGUCGGAAGUUUGAAUUUGAUUUGCGAGGGGAUCGAGGAGGGUGUGGUGAAGAGGAGGGGAGGGGUGGGGGGGGCGGCUCUCACCUCCGGAGGGGCCGAGGGCCUGACGGCUUUGAUGACGACAAGGAUGGGCUCCCGGAGUGGUGUCUGGACGAUGAGGAUGAAGAAAUGGGCACCUUCGAUGCCUCCGGGGCCUUCUUGCCUGUCAAGAAGGGCCCCAAGGAGCCCAUUCCUGAGGAGCAGGAGCUCGACUUCCAGGGUCUGGAGGAAGAGGAGGAAGAGCCUUCCGAAGGGCUGGACGAGGAGGGGCCUGAGGCGGGUGGGAAAGAACUGACCCCACUGCCUCCUCAGGAGGAGAAGUCCAGCUCCCCAUCCCCACUGCCCAGCUUGGGCCCACUCUGGGGAGGCAACGGGGAAGGCGAUGAUGCUCUGGAGAAAGACCUGCCGGCAGCUGAAGGAGACGAUAUGAGGGCAGUGCAGCUGAGUCCUGGGGUGGGUUCACCCCCUGGCCCACCUGGAGAUCUGGAAGAUGAUGAAGGCUUGAAGCACCUGCAGCAGGAGGCGGAGAAGCUCGUGGCCUCCCUGCAGGACAGCUCCCUGGAGGAGGAGCAGUUCACAGCCGCCAUCCAGGCCCAGGGCCUGCGCCACUCUGCAGCUGCCACUGCCCUCCCCCUCAGCCAUGGCGCGGCCCGGAAGUGGUUCUACAAGGACCCGCAGGGGGAGAUCCAAGGCCCCUUCACGACACAGGAGAUGGCGGAGUGGUUCCAGGCGGGCUAUUUCUCCAUGGCCCUGCUUGUGAAGCGGGGCUGUGAUGAGGGCUUCCAGCCGUUGGGUGAGGUGAUCAAGAUGUGGGGUCGUGUGCCCUUUGCCCCUGGGCCCUCACCACCCCCACUGCUGGGAAACAUGGACCAGGAGCGGCUGAAGAAGCAGCAGGAGCUGGCGGCAGCCGCCUUGUACCAGCAGCUGCAGCACCAGCAGUUUCUGCAGCUGGUCGGCAGCCGCCAGCUCCCGCAGUGUGCGCUCCGGGAAAAGGCGGCUCUGGGGGACCUGCCGCCGCCGCCGCAGCAGCAGCUCACCGCGUUCCUGCAGCAGCUCCAAGCUCUCAAGCCCCCCAGGGGUGGGGACCAGAACUUGCUCCCGACGAUGAACCGGUCCCUGUCAGCGCCAGACUCGGGCCCCCUCUGGGACAUACAUACCUCAGCCUCAUCACAGUCAGGCGGUGAGGCCAGUCUUUGGGACAUACCAAUUAACUCUUCGACUCAGGGUCCAAUUCUAGAACAACUCCAGCUGCAGCAUAAAUUCCAGGAGCGCAGAGAAGUGGAGCUCAGGGCGAAGCGGGAGGAGGAGGAGCGCAAGCGCCGAGAGGAGAAGCGCCGCCAGCAGCAGCAGGAGGAGCAGAAGCGGCGGCAGGAAGAAGAGGAGCUGUUUCGGCGCAAGCAGGUGCGGCAGCAGGAGCUCCUGCUGAAGCUGCUCCAGCAGCAGCAGGCGGUGGCUGCCGUCCCUGUGCCUCCUGCGCCCAGUUCCCCGCCCCCGCUGUGGGCCGGCCUGGCCAAGCAGGGCCUGUCGAUGAAGACGCUGCUGGAGCUGCAGCUGGAGGGCGAGCGGCAGAUGCAUAAGCAGCCCCCGCCUCGGGAGCCUUCGCGGGCCCAGGCUCCCAACCACCGCGUGCAGCUCGGGGGCCUGGGCGCCACCCCCCUGAACCAGUGGGUGUCUGAGGCUGGGCCGCUGUGGGGCGGGCCCGACAAGAGUGGGGGCAGCAGCGGCCUGGGGCUCUGGGAGGACACCCUCAAGAGCAGCGGGAGCCUGGCCCGCAGCCUGGGCCUGAAGAACAGCCGCAGCAGCCCCUCUCUCAGUGACUCGUACAGCCACCUGUCGGGUCGGCCUGUGCGCAAAAAGACGGAAGAGGAAGAGAAGCUGCUGAAGCUGCUCCAGGGCAUCCCCCGGCCCCAGGAUGGCUUCACCCAGUGGUGUGAGCAGAUGCUGCACACGCUGAGCACCACGGGCAGCCUGGACGUGCCCAUGGCUGUAGCGAUCCUCAAGGAGGUGGAAUCCCCCUACGACGUCCAUGACUAUAUCCGUUCCUGCCUGGGGGACACGCUGGAAGCCAAAGAAUUUGCCAAACAAUUCCUGGAGCGGAGGGCCAAGCAGAAGGCCAGCCAGCAGCGGCAGCAGCAGCAGGUGAGGUUUCACAGAGCCCUGGCCAGAGGCAGUGGGGGCGCCCAGUGCUCCCCUGACCGCCCCCCCACCUCUGCUGCUUGGCAGGAGGCUUGGCUGAGCAGUGGCUCCCUGCAGACAGCCUUUCAGACCAACCACAGCACCAAACUCGGCUCUGGGGAGGGCAGCAAGGCCAAGAGGCGGGCACUGAUGCUGCACUCAGACCCCAGCAUCUUGGGGUACUCCCUGCAUGGACCUUCUGGUGAGAUCGAGAGCGUGGAUGACUACUGACCAGCGCGUCCCACCAGCACCCUGGGCUAUAGGCCAGGGGCAGCAGCAACGGCUUGGACCCCUGGGUCCCCGGCCUGCAGGCUCCCCACGAGGAGCAUAGGAGGAAGCAGGGGCAGGGUCCCCAGCACUUGUUACAAACCACACGAUGCACCUUAACUCACCCACCACGAGGCACUUUACAGAUUGGGGGGAAGGGUUUUUUUGUUUUGUUUUUGUUUUUAAUUUUAAACAACAUUGAAGAAAACAUUAGAGACAAAAAAAAAUUGUUAAGAAGGAGACUCUAAGCACUCCCUUUCCCUUUUGGGGAUGGGGGAGCAACAAUGGAAGAUCCACAGAGGUUUUUGUUUCGUUUUUUUUUCUUUUUUUUUUCUUUUUUUUUAAGAAAAAAGAAAAACAAAAAAAAAUGGUUAGGAGACUGAAAGAAAAAACACACUGUUAUUUUGGGGCAGUGGGGACACGGGCCCCACGGACCUGUCCUGCCUGGCCCCCGAGGCUGCACUUACCCUCCCUGCCCCACACGGUGGGCCACUGGGGUAACUGGAAGCUGGGGUGCCAGCAGUUUGCACAGCGAGGCCCCCUCAGCCCCGCCGGCCGGACCCGCUGUGAACGGCUCCCUUGUUGCUGUGACUGUGGCAGAGGUGUCUGAGGUGGGGGCCAAAGUAGCCCCUUGGCUUCGCUGCUUCUGGGGAAAGUUGCACAAAUGGGCCAGGCCGCCUCAGCACCCCAGGCUGCCGCCCUGCACCGGCUGACAGGGUGGAUGGGAGAGGGCCGGCAGUGCCAACCUCAUCUGGCUGUCAGGCCGGCAGAACUUCCACUCUGGCUCUGGUGAGGGGCUUCCCCCUCCGCUGCCAUUCGGGGGGCCGGCCUGGGUGCGAAGCUGAAAGUUCCAGCUCCCUGCCUUGCCACAUGAAUGUAUUCUCUGGGCCACGAGCCCCUGCUGCGCACGCUGCCUCAACCCGAGAGAGGUGGGGGCGGAGCAGUUCCUCCAGGAGCUGGAGAGAGAGGCGCCACUUCAUGACUGUUGUUCCUCCUGUGAAGGGGGCAGGCGAGGGGCCAAGGAGGCCACGGAGUGGGCCGCUUGGGGCUUCUGGUUGCAGUGCGGGGCUGUUAGAAGGGAGCCCCCCACCUGCAGCCAGCUGUGUGGGACAUGGACCACCCAGCUCGGCCCUGACCCCUCCAUUGACCAAAUGGGAGAGGAGCACGCGGCCUCUCCCCUCCCUGCUCCCCUCAUGUUUUUAAAUGUUGGGUAGGGUGGGGUGUCAAGAAUGGGAGUGUCUAUCUCUCCUGGGUCGGGGGUAGGCUGCCCUUCACCAACUUAUUCCCAAUCACCUACCUGGGUUUGUCUCCAUUUGGGUUGUUUUUUUUUUGUUUUUUUUUUAAGUUUGUUGUAUCUUUUGGAUUUCUCAUUUAACUUCUCCCGUGGACCUCAUUGCUCAGAGCGCAGUAUUAGGGCAAGAUUCUGCCACUGCCUCCCCUCCAUGAAUGUAUUUAUCCUUCCUGCCCUGGGGAAAUGGGGAGUGGCCCCAGUUUUCUUUCCCCAUCUAUCCCCAGAGAGAUGAUUUUUUUAACUUUUUUUUUUUUUUUUUUUUUUUUUGCACCAAAGUGGCAACUGGGUCAGUGUUGGGGGAUAAAGCUGGCCUCGGGGGUGGAGGGGCCCCCUCCACCUGCUUCUCCCUGGUUUCAACAGUGUUAGCGUCCGUGAAAAGACAAUAUUCUCUCUAAAGCAAUAAGGGGGUGAUGGGCCAGGGGGAAAUGUCUUGCUGCUGCUGGCCCCCCAGCUCCCCCUUUCCUCGAGCCAGUAUUUGGUGGCAUUAGAGGUGUUGGGGGAGUACUGUUGUGACUGAAUGUAACUGCCCCCACCCCUGCCGCAGCCAAUGCAGGGGGAGGGGGGAUGACACUCUUCCCCAUCUCUUCCUUCCCCUCCCCCCCAGCUAAAGAGACUUUGAAUUUAGGGGGCCCUUGAGCCUGGAGAGGCCUUAACCCUGUGAGGAAGUGUAGGGGGAGCCCUCUCCCACCCCCAUCCCCUUCUGAGAGUGGUCAAUGUUUACAAGCCCCUGAGCCCCCCAGCCCAGGGACUCAGGCCCCUUGCUGUCCUUUCCCAGCCCGUCUUCCUGGGCCCCGGCUGCUCCCCCGCCCUUCCUGGGGUUAGGGUGGGUGCAGGGGUCAUUCUGUAUCCUUGUCUGCCUUGUACCCACCAUCUCCCCAACCUGUGUGACUCCCUUCUCGUCUACCUGCCUCUGUAAAUACUCCGCUUCCCCCCAAUAAAACUUGGUGUGUGUUCUCCC
Messenger RNA from Aethalodelphis obliquidens (Pacific white-sided dolphin), 8449 nucleotides. RefSeq names its product GRB10 interacting GYF protein 1 (gene GIGYF1). Bases 2982 to 6164 code for a protein of 1060 amino acids. Gene Ontology annotation, molecular function: protein binding. The record is from RefSeq and is a predicted model, not a curated record. The transcript is spliced from 25 exons. Gene Ontology annotation, cellular component: cytosol. NCBI's taxonomy places the organism in Eukaryota, Metazoa, Chordata, Mammalia, Artiodactyla, Delphinidae. Gene Ontology annotation, biological process: insulin-like growth factor receptor signaling pathway.